CUCCGCCUCCGCCCCGGCUCCUCCCCUGAGCCGGAGCUGCCGUGGCCCGUGCCCCUCCAAACAGGAGGCGCUGGCUGAUUCUUUGGGAGUCGCAGGUGUAAAGUCUGCAAGAAAAAUACGCCAGGAAAACUUUAGAUUAAAUGGAAAGAUGUUUGAAGGUGCUUUAGAUCCUGCUGCAGAAAGCAAAAUACAGAAAGAUCGUACCUUAGAAGACAUUUAACCCACAACAAUGUUCUCCAUGAUCUUGGAAACCUCAACAUGGAGAUGAAGAAGCAAGCAAAUCUAAAAAAUCCCUGAACGCUGUUCUGGGGUGCCCUGACAGCAUGGAACAGAGUGAUCUCCAGCAGUGUUUCCUCCAACUGCACACUAAAAAAAGCAUUUUUGGACAAUUCAUCUCCCUAGCUGAGAAAAAAUUCCGGAAGUGCUGGAAAAGAAGGAGCAGGUUGUGCCUCAGCAUUGGGCUUGUUCCCACUGAGCAGACACAGGUGAGGCAAGAGCACCUAUAGAGGUGGAACCCCAAAAAUGGAGGAAAUAAGAGUUUAUUCCGGAUUUUUGGGCAUGGAAAGGAACAAACGGGCAGGUCACAGCAUGGAGAUGAAGCCGGAGGCACUUGUCGCCUGCCAGGUGACUCUGGCAGUGCUUUUCACAACUCUAUUCAUCACAGCCAUCGCUUUUGCAGUGCAAGCUUUUCAGCCUCAUGCCCAGCCCUGCUUUCAGUGCCCCUUUGACUGGAUCAGGUACAGAGGAAAAUGCUACUAUUUUUCUGAGGUUGAGGGGAACUGGACAUCCAGCCACGACAACUGCUCAGCACUUGGUGCUUCCUUGGCCAUGCUGGACAGCACGGAGGACUUGAGUUUUGUGAUGAGAUACAAAGGCAUCUCAGAGCAUUGGAUUGGCCUUUUGCGGGAGAAUGAGCAGCAGCCAUGGCAAUGGGUGAACCGCUCACCUCUAUCUCACCUGUUUUGGAUCCGUGGUGGUGGGCUCUGUGCAUACCUGGAUGACAAUGGGCUCAGCUCCUCCCACUGCAGUACUGAGAGGAGCUGGAUUUGUAAUAAACAUGAGCUGCAGAGCUCAGGCAGGGGCAACAGAAUGAGACGGCCUCCAAACCUCUGUGUCAGCUCCUUGGGUGCUGCAGGGAGGCCUUCUCACUCCCAGAUAUCUGGUGCACCAUAGGGACAUGAAAGAAAAUCUUAAAAAGAUUUUUAAAUCCCUGGGCAAGGGGUUAUUGGGGUUUCCAGGGGCC
Onychostruthus taczanowskii (white-rumped snowfinch) is the source of this 1243-nucleotide messenger RNA. RefSeq names its product C-type lectin domain family 2 member B-like. The record is from RefSeq and is a predicted model, not a curated record. The transcript is spliced from 11 exons. NCBI's taxonomy places the organism in Eukaryota, Metazoa, Chordata, Aves, Passeriformes, Passeridae. The coding region runs from base 523 to 1173 and encodes 216 amino acids.